Messenger RNA from Penicillium argentinense, 3219 nucleotides. RefSeq lists its product as uncharacterized. Lineage: Eukaryota; Fungi; Ascomycota; Eurotiomycetes; Eurotiales; Aspergillaceae. Bases 1 to 3219 code for a protein of 1072 amino acids. The record is from RefSeq and is a predicted model, not a curated record. The transcript has 4 exons. Gene Ontology annotation, molecular function: protein binding.
AUGCACUCGAUAUUCUUUGGAGACGAAAAUACAGGCGCUCAAUUUGGCAUCAACUACGGACCGAUCCAUCUCCAACAUGGCCGACAGGAAACCCCACAACAGAGGACGGACAACGGGGUGCUCAGGUCACUUGCUUUCCCGCAGAUGCUAGAUCGAAGAGACAAUAUCAAGCCAUGCCAUACCAAUACCUGCCAGUGGAUUCUGGACUUGGAUUCUUUCAAGAACUGGAAGAGCCAGUCUCGCGGUCUACUCUGGAUUAAAGGCAAACCCGGUGCGGGAAAAUCGACAUUAAUGGCAUUCCUGCAUGACAAUCUCGAGGAGUCGCACGACGGGAAUCAAGGCAUCCGGCUCGACUUUUUCUUUAGCGCUCGAGGCACUGAGCUACAACGCACACCCCUCGGAAUGCUCCGAUCGCUGCUCAAUCAAAUAUUUUACCACGAUGAGACCGUGCGUGCUCGGGUUCGCGAGAUCUACGAGGAACGAUGCAGACAGUAUGGAUAUGGUGAAAAUAACUGGCAAUGGACACAGGUCAGGCUAGAGCAGCUAUUGGCAGAUACAAUCCUGAUAUCGGCCAAACGGCAGCAGGUGAUGAUUUUUGUGGACGCUCUCGAUGAGGCUGGGGCUGAGUCCGCCCAGUAUCUGGCAGGAUAUUUUCAUCGGAUUCUCGCCCGCGCAGAAGAAAUGGAAGCAGCCGUUCAAAUUUGUAUCUCAUGUCGACACUACCCUAUCAUGGAAGAUGCCCGGGCUGUUGAGAUACAUGUUCAAAACCAUAACUCUGAUGAUAUCGCUAUUUACAUCAAGGACGCCCUUGCUGGCAUGGCGGUCGGAGACAGUCUUAGUCAGGCGAAAAAGGAAGCCUUGGUAGAGCACUUGAUCCAUCAAGCCAAGGGGGUGUUCCAAUGGAUCUAUCUCCUAAUGCCCCUCAUCAAGCGGAGGAUCAACGAAGGGGAAUCGUUUGACCAUCAUUCCUGGCUACGUGAGAUUCCGGCCGACCUAGAAGAGGUGUAUGUGUACAUUCUCAACAAUGUGAUACUAGAAAGGAAUCGCGAGCAGUCAUUUCUGUUUUUCCAGUGGGUGUGUUUAGCUGAACGACCGCUGACUGUGACGGAAAUGCGCUAUGCCCUUGCUGCCGAGAAUGCCCAGAUAUCGCCAACCCCCAAAGCAUGGGAUAAUAUCGUCGGUUUUGUCGAAAGCGACGGCCAUAUGAAGCAAAGAAUCAAUGUUCUUUCUGGUGGACUUGCAGAGCUAGUCUCAAGUGGGGAUGACCCUGAGACUAUACAGGUGGUGCAUCAGUCUGUCAACGACUUUUUUCGCACAAAAGGACUGAAGCUUAUGUCUUAUCAAAUUGGUACCACCUCAUCAGUUAUGGAAAGCGAAACGAUUCUAUUUCGAUGUCAAGCAUAUCUCUACCGAUCAUGCCUGGUUUAUCUAGCCACUGCAAAAAUGGCUUGGAGAAUGUCGAAUAAUCCUUCAACAACAAAAAGUGACAUCGUUCAGGAUCCAUUGCUCGCCUAUGCCACUGUCAACCUCUUUAUUCAUGCGGAAAAGGCUGCCAGCUCUCGGUCGGGCGUCUUAAAGAAUGAAAAGGAUGUUUUGCAGCAAGUGAUUGGCCCUUGGGUCCAGAUUUACCGUAUCCUAUAUCCGUACAACACCGGAUUUCCUGAAGACGGCACAACUCUCCUGCACGUGGCUGCAGCUUCUGACCUGAUUGAUGUCAUAGAGUUUGUGUUAGAGAGAAACGAUGAUGUCGCGAUGAAAGACAAUCGCGGGAACACGGCUCUCCAUCUAGCAGCACGACGGGACCAUAUAACAGCAGGCAAAAUCCUCCGGAAAAGAGGCGCAGACUGCGACGCAAAAAAUGAAGCUGGGAUAACACCAUUGGUUGAGGCGGCUAGUCGUGGGCAUCUGAAAUUUAUCGAGUGGCUACUUCACGAGGGAGCUAUGGUUAGAGUAUGUGCAAUGAGCGGAGACGCAUUGCAGGCCGCUGUCCUGAGAGGAUAUGCUGAGGUGGUGCGUAUGCUCCUCGAUUCUCACGCCGAUGUCAAUGCCCAGGGUGGUGAAUAUGGCAAUGCCCUACAGACCGCCGCCUUUGGAGGAAACACUGAGGUAGUGCGAAUGCUGCUCGAUGCUCACGCCGAUGUCAAUGCCCAGGGUGGUCGGUAUGGCAAUGCCCUACAGGCUGCCGCCUUUGUAGGAAACACUGAGGUAGUACGAAUACUGCUCGAUGCUCACGCCGAUGUCAAUGCCCAGGGUGGUAAAUAUAGCAAUGCCCUACAGACCGCCGCCUUUGGAGGAAACACUGAGGUAGUGCGAAUACUGCUCGGUGCUCACGCGGAUGUCAAUGCCCAGGGUGGUUUCUAUGGUAAUGCCCUACAGGCCGCCGCCUUUGGAGAAAACACUGAGGUAGUGCGAAUGCUGCUCGGUGCUCACGCAGAUGUCAAUGCCCAGGGUGGUUACUAUGGUAAUGCCCUACAGGCCGCCGCCUUUGGAGGAAAUACUGAGGUAGUGCGAAUGCUGCUCGAUGCUCACGCCGAUGUCAAUGCCCAGGGUGGUGAAUAUGGCAAUGCCCUACAGGCCGCCGCCUUUGGAGGAAAUACUGAGGUAGUGCGAAUACUGCUCGAUGCUCACGCCGAUGUCAAUGCCCAGGGUGGUUACUAUGGUAAUGCCCUACAGGCCGCCGCCUCUAGAGGAAGCACUGAGGUAGUGCGAAUACUGCUCGGUGCUCACGCGGAUGUCAAUGCCCAGGGUGGUUUCUAUGGUAAUGCCCUACAGGCCGCCGCCUUUGGAGAAAACACUGAGGUAGUGCGAAUGCUGCUCGGUGCUCACGCAGAUGUCAAUGCCCAGGGUGGUUACUAUGGUAAUGCCCUACAGGCCGCCGCCUCUGAAGGACGCACUGAGGUAGUACGAAUGCUGCUCGAUGCUCACGCCGAUGUCAAUACCCAGGGUGGUAAAUAUAGAUCACCGCUUCAUGCGGCUCUUCAUAUGGGUCAUUCUGAUCACAUUGACCUUCUUCUUAUCGCGGGCGCAGAUCCGCUGCUUCCAGAUGAGCUCGCUCUCCACGUCUCGCCUCGGUUCUUAACGACCGGGAUAAGCUAUUACGAACCCCUCUCCAUGUCGCCAUCCACCGAGGGCAUAUCACGUCUGCUGUCACACUCCUCGACCUCGGUGCAGAUCCUUCUAUUCUGGACGGUUAUGGGAGAAAUAUCCUGGACUGGGUAA